Molecule: messenger RNA, 1754 nt
Organism: Cutaneotrichosporon oleaginosum
Lineage: Eukaryota; Fungi; Basidiomycota; Tremellomycetes; Trichosporonales; Trichosporonaceae
Biological process (GO): protein stabilization; protein folding
Cellular component (GO): cytoplasm
Molecular function (GO): protein-folding chaperone binding; heat shock protein binding; protein kinase binding
Source: RefSeq, a predicted model, not a curated record
AUGCCUCUCAACUACUCCAAGUGGGACAACCUCGAGCUCUCCGAUGACUCGGACAUCGAGGAGCACCCAAACGUCGACAAGCGGUCGAUGAUCCGCUGGCGCCAGCGCGACAUUCACGAGAAGCGUGAACAGCGCCGCCUCCUCAUCGCCAAGCUCAACUCGGAGCUGGAGCUCAACGGCGUGCUGCGUCCGCGCAUCGUGUCGAUCCUCGACGGUGUUAAGGGCAAGGGUGUGACGCACUACCGGGCCGUCCAGCGGCGGAUCAAGGAGCAGCCUUCGCCUGAGAAGCCGGCGACUGGCGCGCCCAACCAGCCGACGUACGACAUGAUGAUGGGUCAGCUGCUUUCCGACGUGUGGCGCGAGGCGGCGUGGCUCGUCGACGGCGAGGCCAAGGUCGAGAACGGCAACGUAAUGAAGGGCGGGAAGAAGGUCGACGAGAAGAGUGGGGAGCCGGCGUGGGCGAGCGAGGCGACCGUGCCCGACUCCAAGGCGGAGCUUAUGGCGCAGGCGCUAGCCGAGCGGCUGGACUGGCAUGUCAAGGCGCUCGACAAGCGCGAUGCCGACGUGCGCCAGGAGAUCAAGAAGGAAGAGGAGGAGGGCAAGCGGAAGAUCACGAGCGACGAUAUUCGGGAUGGCUGGAGCAGCUCGACUGUGAACAAGCCAGCGCCGAGCCCGCUCGACAAGCCCAAGCCCAAGCCUAGCUCGCCAAAGAAGGAGACGGUGCAGGAGAUCGAGGUGCUGAACCCGGGAGCAUCAGCCACAGCCCAGGCCUCAGUACCAGCGGAGGAGGAGGAUGAGUCCGAGUACGGGACGAUGACGCCUGCGCUGCGCAAGUUCGUCGACAUCCCCUUGGGCGCGUUCGAGCAGACAUACGCCUUCAUUCAGAAUGACUCGUCGGUGCUUACGGAGAAGGCGCACAACGCAGUUCUGCUCGAGGCGUUCGAGGCGGAGCGCAAGGGAAACAAGGACCUGGCGCGGCGCUGCGUCCACCAGAGCUUGAUCAUCAACUACUGCCGGGAGCUGGGACGCGACGGCGUGGGCCUCUUCUUCCAGCGCAUGAUUUCGCGCAAUCCAAAGUCGCUCAAGAUGUUCGCUGACGACUUUGCGCGCACGUACGGCCACAUUGAGCGGCGGAGCGUUGAGCUCGCGAAGGAGGCUGAGGCGGACGACGGCGACCGGGAGCAGAUCCAGCUCGUCGCCGAGGACCCCAACAUGAAGAUUGGCUUCAACUUGCCGGAUGGGCCGCCGCCGGCCGAGCUGCGUGUUGAGGGCGAGGGCGCCGAGGAACUGGACAUGGAGCAGGUGCGCGCGUUCCUCCAGCGCAAGUGGGAGCUGUUUGAGGCGUUCCCGCCGGCGCUCAAGAAGGCGCUGCAGACGGAAAAGCUGGACGAGGUCAACAAGGUCUUGGGCAGCAUGAGUGUGGCCGAGGCCGAGGAUGUCGUCGAGAAGCUGCAGGAGGGCGGCAUGCUGAGCUUCAGCGAGAAGGGUGUGCGUGACAUGACGCAGUGAGGUUGGUGUGUAUUCUUAGUGCAUAGUCGGGCGACAUGAGCAUGGAUGUGAAGUUUAGUGGACUUGGCACGGUUCGAUGUGGUUGGCAUGCCUUCUCUUGGAUCUGGAGAUCUGGAGGCGACAUCAAGGGAGAGGUUAGAGGAGCUCGAAGCCGAGGCUCGAGAGAUGCGGCGUCCCCGACGUAAAGCAAGUCUGUGCGGCUCAGAAUUUUGCGCCGUCGCUUUCGUGCGCCUCCAGGUGGAUGG